AUGUGUUUGUAAUUUGUAUAUAUUUUCAGGCUCAGUAAGUGUGAUCUAACAGAGGAAAGUUGUUCAGCUCUGGCUACAGUUCUCAGUUUAGACUCCAGCAGUCUGAAGGAUCUUGACAUGAGCAGCAAUAAUCUACAGGAUGCGGGAGUCAAGUGGCUUUCUGAAGGAUUGCAGAAUACUAAUUGUGAACUGAAUAAACUGAGUGUGUCCGAGUGCAGUAUUGGAGAAGAAGGUUAUAAAUCUUUAUGUUCAGCUGUGAGAUCAAACCCUGAAUCACAUCUGAUAGAUCUGGAUCUCAGAGGAAAUGAUCCUGGAGAAACAGGAGUCAAACUCAUCUAUCAGUUAACACAAGAUCACAAGUGUUCACUCAAGACUGUCAGGUUCUUGAGCAGUUCUUCUGCAGUGAAAGCCUUUGAGUAUCUGACAGAAGCUCUUGGGAUAAAUCCUUUACUGGAGAGAGAAGUGAAUCUGAGUGAUCAUAAACUAGACGAGUCAAGAGUGAAUCAGAUCUGUGAUCUACUGAAGGAUAAACACUGUCGCAUCAACACACUCAUUCUGAGUAAAAACAAACUAGAAGAUUCAGGAAUGAAGAAGAUCUCAGAUCUGUUGAGACACUCACAGUGCAGACUACACAAACUCAAUGUGUCCGAGUGCAGUAUUGGAGAAGAAGGUUAUAAAUCUUUAUGUUCAGCUGUGAGAUCAAACCCUAAAUCACAUCUGAUAGAUCUGGAUCUCAGAGGAAAUGAUCCUGGAGAAACAGGAGUCAAACUCAUCUAUCAGUUAACACAAGAUCACAAGUGUUCACUCAAGACUGUCAGGUUCUUGAGCAGUUCUUCUGCAGUGAAAGCCUUUGAGUAUCUGACAGAAGCUCUUGGGAUAAAUCCUUUACUGGAGAGAGAAGUGAAUCUGAGUGAUCAUAAACUAGACGAGUCAAGAGUGAAUCAGAUCUGUGAUCUACUGAAGGAUAAACACUGUCGCAUCAACACACUCAUUCUGAGUAAAAACAAACUAGAAGAUUCAGGAAUGAAGAAGAUCUCAGAUCUGUUGAGACACUCACAGUGCAGACUACACAAACUCAAUGUGUCCGAGUGCAGUAUUGGAGAAGAAGGUUAUAAAUCUUUAUGUUCAGCUGUGAGAUCAAACCCUGAAUCACAUCUGAUAGAUCUGGAUCUCAGAGGAAAUGAUCCUGGAGAAACAGGAGUCAAACUCAUCUAUCAGUUAACACAAGAUCACAAGUGUUCACUCAAGACUGUCAGAUUUCUGAAGAGUUGUGCUGCAGAAGAAGCUUGUGAUUAUCUCUGUAAAGCUCUAGAUGUGUAUCCAUUACUGCUGAAAGAACUCAAUCUGAGUCACAAUAAACUGGGAGAUCUGGAUGGAGAGAAACUCUCGGCUCUAUUGAUGGACUCUCAUAGCAAAGUCACCAAAAUCAUAUUGAAUAACUGUGAGCUGACGGAGAAUCAGUGUUCAGCUCUAGCUGCUGUUCUCUCCUGUAAAACCCUCGUGAAGGAGAUGAAUCUCAACAACAGUCGACUGAUGGAUUCAGGACUCAAACACAUCUGUGACAAACUCAAGAACCCUCAGUGUCAUCUCCAGAUACUCAAUGUGUCCGAGUGCAGUAUUGGAGAAGAAGGUUAUAAAUCUUUAUGUUCAGCUGUGAGAUCAAACCCUUCACAUCUGAUAGAUCUGGAUCUCAGAGGAAAUGAUCCUGGAGAAACAGGAGUCAAACUCAUCUAUCAGUUAACACAAGAUCAGACGUGUUCACUCAAGACUGUCAGGUUCUUGAGCAGUUCUUCUGCAGUGAAAGCCUUUGAGUAUCUGACAGAAGCUCUUGGGAUAAAUCCUUUACUGGAGAGAGAAGUGAAUCUGAGUGAUCAUAAACUAGACGAGUCAAGAGUGAAUCAGAUCUGUGAUCUACUGAAGGAUAAACACUGUCGCAUCAACACACUCAUUCUGAGUAAAAACAAACUAGAAGAUUCAGGAAUGAAGAAGAUCUCAGAUCUGUUGAGACACUCACAGUGCAGACUACACAAACUCAAUGUGUCCGAGUGCAGUAUUGGAGAAGAAGGUUAUAAAUCUUUAUGUUCAGCUGUGAGAUCAAACCCUGAAUCACAUCUGAUAGAUCUGGAUCUCAGAGGAAAUGAUCCUGGAGAAACAGGAGUCAAACUCAUCUAUCAGUUAACACAAGAUCACAAGUGUUCACUCAAGACUGUCAGAUUUCUGAAGAGUUGUGCUGCAGAAGAAGCUUGUGAUUAUCUCUGUAAAGCUCUAGAUGUGUAUCCAUUACUGCUGAAAGAACUCAAUCUGAGUCACAAUAAACUGGGAGAUCUGGAUGGAGAGAAACUCUCGGCUCUAUUGAUGGACUCUCAUAGCAAAGUCACCAAAAUCAUAUUGAAUAACUGUGAGCUGACGGAGAAUCAGUGUUCAGCUCUAGCUGCUGUUCUCUCCUGUAAAACCCUCGUGAAGGAGAUGAAUCUCAACAACAGUCGACUGAUGGAUUCAGGACUCAAACACAUCUGUGACAAACUCAAGAACCCUCAGUGUCAUCUCCAGAUACUCAAUCUGUCAUAUUGCAGUAUUGGAGAAGAAGGUUAUAAAUCUUUAUGUUCAGCUGUGAGAUCAAACCCUAAAUCACGUCUGAUAGAUCUGGAUCUCAGAGGAAAUGAUCCUGGAGAAACAGGAGUCAAACUCAUCUAUCAGUUAACACAAGAUCACAAGUGUUCACUCAAGACUGUCAGGUUCUUGAAAAGGGAUGCUGCACUGAAAGCCUUUGAGUAUCUGCACAUAGAUAUUGGUUUAAAUCCUUCACUCCAGGGAGAAGUGGAUCUGAGUGAUCAUAAACUACACAGCUCAACUCUGAAACAGAUCUGUUUACUACUGGAGGAUAAACCCUGUAAACUCAACAAACUCAUGUUGACACAGUGUGGUUUGACAGAAGAUGGUCUGCGUUCAAACCCUACACGCCUGAGACACCUGAACCUGAGUGGACGUAAACUAGGAGAUUCUGGAGUUCGGUUUCUCUGUUUUUUACUGGGAAACUACCUUUUCAAGCCAGGAACAAUGGAGUUGUGUGAAUGCAGUAUUACAGAGGCUCAGUGUGUUCAGCUGAUUUCAGCUCUGUGUUUAAACCUGUCACAGCUGACACACCUGAACCUCAGUCAGAACAAACUAGGACACUCAGGAAUCAAGCGCUUGUGUGAUCUACUGAAACAUUCAGACUGCAAACUAGAUCAGCUUGAGUUAAGAGCGUGUGGUUUGACAGAUGAAGGUCUGGUUGCUCUGACUUCAGCUCUGAGUUCAAACCCGUCACACUUGAGACAGCUGGAUCUGAGUGGAAAUCCACUGGGAGACUCAGGAGUUAAACACCUCUGUGCUCUUCUGAGUAAUUCACAAUGCAGUCUGGAAACACUCCACCUACGUUGGUGUAAUAUUACAGAUGCUACUGCUUUAGCUGAUACUUUGGCUCAGACACAAGCAUUGAGGUUCUUAAGGGUGCUUGAGCUGAGUAACAAUAAAAUAAAGGAACUGAAGCAGCUUCGUGCGGUGCUAAAGGGUUCAAGCUGUGAACUGAUUCUACUGCCAUUUUGGGGGGCAUUUUGGGGGACAUUUUGGGGGUCAUUUUGGCACUCUGCACUAUGGACUGUCCAGUCAUCAUCAGAUGAGGAAGAUGGGGACACUUCAUCUCAAAAUGUUAAACCAAAGGAUCAAGUUUAGACGGCUGGCCGGAGCACAGAUAGAGAGACUGAGGUUUAAUUAUAAAGUGCCUUGACGAACUCAAAGAAAGUUCCUAAACCUGCUAGAAUGAAAAUGUGACUCAUGUACAGAUAAUAAACUCUUUGUAACUGUUAUGAUUCAGUCUGUGGUCCCCUGUGGUUUGUGGACUUUUGUUAUUUCCUGUUUCCUGUCCCGUAUUGUAGUCCAUUGUAGUUCUUUUGUUCAUUGGCCUUCCAGGUGUUUCUUGUUACUUCGUUUCAUCCAAUGUAUUAAACCCCAGUGUUCCUUUCUCUAGUGUCAGACUUUAGUUGUUUCAUGUUUGUUGUUAGUUCCCUGUGUUUCGUUUUAAUGAUGACCUUAGUUUUGUUUUACUUUGUCAUAGAUGUGUAUUUAAUAAUGAUCUUGUAAACGCAUCUGUGUAAAUAGUCUGAAGAUCUUGUUUUCAUUGAAGACAUCACAAGACUCACUUCAUCAGCCCCCAGGUUGAGGGGUUUCAUCAUCAGAUAUUAAAUCAAUGCUGUCUACAAUCACACAACUGCUAUUCCACACUUGUGAUGUUAGUGAGCAUCUAUCAGCUGGUCAAACAGCAGCUUCUGCAUCAUUUAGAAAUAACAUUUGCAAAAGCAUUGUACAUAAAUGUAAAUUAUAUCUCUACAUUAUUUCAGUAUUUUUUCUUUUACUCAUAUGAUGUGCACAAAUAAACAUUCAUUUAUUUUGUGAAUUUAUGCAAAUUUCAAUGUGAUCUCUGUUCAGAACAAAUAUUUAGUCUAUUAGACUUUUUUUCAACUUUGAAAUGUCCAAGUUGAUAAAUAUGUUGAGUGUUAAAAAGACAAUUAAAAUGAAUUUUGUGAGAUGACUCCGAAACAAUCUUGAUUCUUCUGAUUUGGAGAGGGCCGUCUGUGAAGAAUCACACAUUUGUAAGUGUUUUAUGCUCAUGUUCAUCAUAUCUUCAGUCAGCUC
Molecule: messenger RNA, 4671 nt
Organism: Triplophysa rosa
Lineage: Eukaryota; Metazoa; Chordata; Actinopteri; Cypriniformes; Nemacheilidae
Exons: 24
Coding region: 118-3711 (1197 amino acids)
Molecular function (GO): protein binding
Source: RefSeq, a predicted model, not a curated record